AGAGUUCAGAAACUGACCCCAAUGUUUUCAAGAUCAUAAUGUCCCAAGACGCUAAAUAUUGUUUCAUAACAUUUAAUAUUAGACCUGAGCUGAAACUACAGAUCAAAUGAAGAGAGUGUUGCAGACAGACAUAAUUCAUCUUCUCAGGUACGAAGCCCAUGAAACAUAUUCAUGAGAAGUUAUUUAAAAAAAAAAAAAAGUCUAUCUGCAGUACGUGUUAUUGCUUUGUUCGUAUUUCUGGAGCUUGGGGUUGUUUUCGGUGCAGGAAGAGCGAGAGCUCAAACAGAGCAUGUUCUUAUUUCCCGUAAGUCUCUGGGAUCACAUGUGCCUUGCAGCAGAUACAUAAGAGCUCGAACACACCCCAAACACUAAAGCCAGCCGCAGGAAAUGUGUUGAGAGGUGGCUGUGAGGAGGUUCUCCUGGAGAACGUGUCAGAUGGAGCUUUAAUGAAGGUCUCCUCUGUGGCAGUCGCAGGUAUGGAGCAGCCGAUGGACAUGGACCGCGGCUUCUUCAGGAAAGUGGACGUCCCCGAUCAUGCACACUACAUAGUGGCGUUUUUCGUGGCCAUCAUCGGGGCAGUGGGAGUGAUCGGAAACAUGCUGGUCAUGUACGCCUUCUUCAGUAAUAAGAAGCUACGGACGCCUCCAAACUACUUCAUCAUGAAUCUGGCAGUGAGCGACUUCCUCAUGGCCAUCACUCAGUCGCCCAUCUUCUUCGUCAACUGCAUGUACAAGGAAUGGGUUUUCGGUGAAAUGGGUUGUAAGAUGUACGCCUUCUGCGGCGCUCUGUUCGGAAUCACAUCCAUGAUCAACCUUCUGGCCAUUUCCAUCGACCGCUACAUCGUGAUCACCAAACCCCUGCAGGCCAUCCGCUGGACGUCCGGACAGCGCACACUUGUUAUCAUCCUGCUGGUCUGGAUCUACUCUCUGUGCUGGAGUCUGGCGCCUCUUAUGGGAUGGAGUUCCUACAUCCCAGAAGGCCUCAUGACGUCCUGCACAUGGGACUAUGUGACGUCCACGCCGGCGAACAAGAGCUACACCUUGAUGCUCUGCUGCUUUGUGUUCUUCAUCCCUCUUGGAAUCAUCUCUUACUGCUACCUCUUCAUGUUCCUCGCCAUUCGUGAUGCAAGCAGAGAUCUGGACAAGCUGGGCAGUCAUGUGAGGAAGACGGCGCUCAUUCAGCAGCAGUCCAUAAAGACUGAGUGGAAGCUGGCGAAGAUCGCGUUUGUGGUCAUCAUUGUGUUCGUGCUGUCCUGGUCUCCUUACGCCUGCGUCACUCUCAUCGCCUGGGCAGGGUACAGCCACGUUCUCACGCCGUACUCCAAGGCAGUUCCUGCAGUGAUUGCCAAAGCAUCAGCCAUCUACAAUCCCUUCAUCUACGCCAUCAUACGCUCCAAGUACAGAGACACGCUGGCUGAGAAGGUGCCGUGUCUGCAUUUUCUGGCCCAGUCGUCCCGUAAAGACUGCGUCUCGGUGUCCAACAGCGAAUCUUCCUUCAAGGAGCCCAUGCUCAGCCGACAGUCUACAGGGUCAAAGGUCAGGUUCCAGCGAGUCUCCUCUAUGUCCACCACAGACACGGUCUGGAGUGAUGUAGAAUUAGAUCCCGUGGACCAAAAGACUCUCAGAAACUCACAUUCAGGCAAUCUGCUCAGAGAUGAAGGAGGGAAGACGCAAACUAGACACGGCAAGACAAAGAACAAGAGGCGACCGGAGGAAAACAUCAGUGAAGAGAAGCCUGCAGUCACAGAAAGCGUCUCUUUGAACGAUUGUAGCCUUGACCUGGUGUCCGAGUCCGUCAACAUGGCCACCGUUCCUCUUCUCAUGGCCAAAAACACUCCAGGGGAGGAACAAGAGGAGAAGGAGGAGUGCAAGGAGGAACGAGAAGAUAGCAAUGCUCUGGCUUUUUACGAAGACACAGAGGAGCCACAAAUCAUUAAAGGUCCCACAUCAGAGCAGACCAGAGAAGACAAACUAAUACUGGACCUUAAGGGCCUGAACUGCUCCGGUGAGCUUCUGGAGUCUGUGGAGAAACUCCUCUCCUGAGGCUGAACCAGAGACCCUGAGGUCCUCUUCUUUACGUCUGUGUUUCACUGAAGACGCUUGAGAACCACAGUCUUCCGCUGGGAGUCUUCACAUCAGCAGUUUAGUUGACAAAGCAAUCGAACCACAUUACUUUGCUGCUAACAGCCAAUAGGAAGAACUAGUUAUGAUGUUAUUCUUACACCCUUCAAAUAUCCCUCACACUUCAGCCACAGUGUAUACUGUAGAAGUAGCUGAAAGAGACACAACACUGUGCACAUUAUGAUUUUAUUUAUUGAAGAGUGUUCUUAUGAAUAUGCAUGACACACGUCAUAAUGAGACUAAAAGCAUUUUUAAUUAAUUUCACUAAAGGAAUAUUCCAGGUUCAAUACAAGCUGAGCUCUACAGACUAAUUUUUGGCUGUCUAUUACCGUCGAAGAUAAUUGUGAAAGAAGAAAUUGCAGUUAUUGCAAUGCAAGUAAACCUGUCAAGUUUAUUUUUUGAGCUCUCCUUUUUUUUUCUUGUCAUGCAUUACCAAAUUAGUUCCAGUGAGUAAUAAUCUAAUAGUCUAAUGUCCUUGCAAUGUUCAAUGUUCAUCGAUGUUGUGGCCAUGACAUUGUAUGUAAUAUCACACUGACAAUGUUCAUACUGUAAGUAAUUCCAUCAAAUUUGGCUCACCUGAACAUGUAUCAUGAAGUUAUAUAGCGUUUAUACAAUACAGGUUUUUUUCAAAGCAGCUUCACAGUAAUAAACAAGAAAAUAACUUCUUAUAUUUUGAAAUGACUUCAAUUUUAGCUACACGUAUAAGCAGCUCUGCAGAAGACAAUAGUGUCACUCUUCAGCUCAAUCCAGUUCAAUGUUGAUUCAGUUCAGUUUAAUGACUGUGUCGAUGUUGCAAUGUUCAUCAGUUACAGAACAAAUUAAAUUUAGCUGUAAAGAAGCUCUACAGAAGACAAUAGUGUCAUUAACCCGCUCAAUGUUGAUUCGAUUCUCCGCUUGGAGAUCAGGAUGUGUUUUGUGGGUGUUUUUAUUUUGGAACAGUUUGUAUUUUAGUAUUUAAUGUCUGGCCUGUGAGCUGCUGUUAUAAGUGUUUUCAUUACAGGGCAAACUGUGAUAGAGCUGAACUUAUAUUGUAUACUUAUAAGUUUAUCCAGAUACUGUCAAACACAUUCAGAUAUAAGAGCAACCUAUUAGACCAGUGUUUCCCAGUAAAGCAUGUUUGAUUGCUCUAUCCCAGCUUUACAUUGUAGGCUUCUUUUGGCUGUACUGUAUGUUCUUCAGCACCUUUUGUGCACAUGAGUCGUCCCAUAACGAAUACAUAGCUAAUCCCGUGGC
Molecule: messenger RNA, 3353 nt
Organism: Cyprinus carpio (common carp)
Lineage: Eukaryota; Metazoa; Chordata; Actinopteri; Cypriniformes; Cyprinidae
Product: melanopsin-B-like
Biological process (GO): G protein-coupled receptor signaling pathway; visual perception
Cellular component (GO): membrane
Molecular function (GO): G protein-coupled receptor activity
Source: RefSeq, a predicted model, not a curated record